Messenger RNA from Populus nigra (black poplar), 1578 nucleotides. RefSeq lists its product as uncharacterized. NCBI's taxonomy places the organism in Eukaryota, Viridiplantae, Streptophyta, Magnoliopsida, Malpighiales, Salicaceae. The transcript has 5 exons. The coding region runs from base 420 to 1346 and encodes 308 amino acids. The record is from RefSeq and is a predicted model, not a curated record.
AAAACAUACUGCUCUCUCUCUAUACGAGGGUUAGGGUAGGAGAGGAGAGUGAAGUGAGCGUCUGGCUUUCACUAUAAAAAAGCUUCUGUGACCAGUGCGUGUGUAGGGAGCAGUAGGACUUUCUCAACGGACACCCUUUCUCUUCUUUUUGUCAUCAAUAACAACCCUCCAUUUUGUUUCUCUUUCUCCUUCUUUUCCAGUUACAAAAGAAGGAUACUUUUGCUUUCUCUUUGUUAAGUAUAGGAAACAAUUCUUCUUUUCCAGUCAUCAAUAUUUUUUUUUGGCUUAUGGCAAUCAACUUUAAUCUGACUACAGCUGAUUAUGACAUUCUCAGUAGGAGGUGAAGGAACAACUUCCAUAUCUAAAAGCAGAAUACUGCCAAGUUGUUUUUGUUGAUACGGUAAACAGAAAGUAAAGCUAUGGCCUGGAUGCAAAAUAUGUACAGGAAGUUUGAAGCUAUGUGUUUGGAGUUGGAUUACAUCUUGGAGCAGGAAGGGUUGGAAUAUGUGAACCAAUUGCAGAAAACAGGUGCCAAUGUCAAGCAAUUUUGCUCAGAAAUCAUGCGAGAAGUGCUGUCUAAGCCUGCUGAGGAUACCAUGGAUGGUGUAGCUAGUGACUCUUGCCAAGUGAAAAACAUUGAGGUGGAUAAAAUGUCAAAAGAAGGCAUUGUCCAAGACCAUUUUGAUAUGGAACCUUGCAAUUUGAGGCAACCGCUUUAUUCAUUUUCUGUUGAACGUAUCAAGGCCACAAAGGAUGAUCUGUCUUUGGAGGAAAUGGUUGUUGCUGAGAUACAUGAAAAAUCAAUGUCAAUUUUUAAGGAAAUUCAUUCCGAGGAAAAGCAAGUUCAGCUUGAGAAGUUAGAUACCCCAGAAGAGAAAGAUCUGAGCAUUUCAGUGUUAUCCUCAACAUCUUAUGAUCUACUAGAAAGUAACUCUCUCACAGAAGUAAUUCCAAUAGACAAGCCAUCUUCAAAAUCUGUUAAUUUGGUUUAUUCCAACGAAAGCAAGGUUCCAGAAUUGGGAUUUACUUCCAGUGAAACCUCAGCUGAAUCAAUCAGACAAUUAGACAACUCCACUGAAGAUGCUGCCAAUCUGGGGUUAUCGUGUACAGGGAAGCUUGAUGGGAGUUGCUUUGUAAUAGAUUGUAAUGAACUUUCUUCUGUUUCCUCUGAAGCAGGACAACUUUGGUCUUCCAAGGAAAGGACAGCAAAUCAAGUUUUCAAUCAGGAACCAGCUCGGUACAGAAAUCUCGGUCCAGAAUCGAGUCAUCGGAGAGAAGGUUUUGCAUCAUCUGUUAUUACCACACCAGAUGACAGUCUCUCUGAUUCCGAGUGGGUGAUAGUCUAGAUAUAUUAACAUAUGAUGAACUCGAUAACUUGAAGUGAUUUUGUUGUCUCACUCGUGCACAUAGAAGAUGGAAAUAUCUCUCGUUUCAGAUGCUUUGAUUGAAUUCGGCUAGUACAUUCCUGAUAAUUUGUAUAGAGGUCGAGAGAGAUUUAGGUCCUUUCAAGGCUCGAGGGAGUCCAUCAUUGUCUAAGCAAUGGAACCAUUUACUUAUGAAUAAAUAGCAUUGCAGCAA